AUGUCAUGUAAUAACAUGGUUAACAUAGUGCAUAUUUAUACCAAGUCUAUUGUGUGUUUAAUAUGGUGCAUGGUAAUAUGCGUGCAAACUGUUAGGCCAUUUCAGUGUCACCAUAAUGUACUGGAUAGCCAUCACAAUGAGGUGGACUUUAUCACCUUGGUCAAUUUUACAAACGCCAUGUGCGCUAGAUGUUACUGGUAUAUAUCGGACGCUGAAAACGCCUGGGCUAAUGAUUCAAUAGUGACCAAGACCAUUGAACUAACUUAUUGGCCCGAUGUCGGAAUAAGAUUUAUUAUAAAUAAUCAAUUUAGGACUUACCCGUUUACUUAUGCUGCUUUGAAUGCGACCGAUUGGGAAAAUGAUUUCUUCCUAAAAAAUUUUGAGAAUGAAUUUUAUAUGAACACAUUCAUGGACUGUUGCAAAGACGCAAAAAAGUGUUGCGAAAAACAAAUAAUAAUAGCCGAAGAAGAGGACGACGACGAAAAGGACAACACUGUCGGACACUACGGGCGGCCCAACACGUGUCCGACCAAAUGGGACGGAUGGAUGUGCUGGGACUCGGCCGCAGCCGACUCGACGCACAAACAAAAGUGUCCGGCUAUGUCGCACGCGGCCCUGGGCUACGAGCCUACCCCGUGCGCCAAAGAGAGUGCCACGAAAAAGUGCCUAGCCAACGGCACCUGGGCCACCAAGUGGGUGGAAAAAGUGUACGAACAACCCGAGCAUGGUUACUACCCCGAUGAUGACACUUUUUACGAGUAUUGCACGUACCCGAAGGCCCAUGAAGAGUUGCGCCAGGCUAGAGUGUCCACCUAUGUUUUUAUAUUGUCCCUGGUGCUGUGUUGCGCCGGUGUGGCCGUGUUUGUGUUUUAUGAGCAACAUAAAAUUUUGCGCGUUCAGAUUCAUAUGAAUUUUAUUGGCUCGAUUAUUUUGACCUGUGUGUUUUCGAUCAUGUUCAAUUAUCUGCUCCGUGAGGCACAUUUUAGCCGCUCGGAAGUUAUACAACACAACCCAAAAUGGUGUCGCGCCCUGGUCAUAUUCUACAAGUUUUCGCACAUAAGCAAUUUUUGUUGGAUGCUAAACGAGGCGGCGUACCUGCACCGGCGCAUUGUGCUCAGUUUCGCCGAGGAGAGACACCCCCUGUAUUAUUACCUGUUUGGUUGGGGCGCACCACUGCUAGUGAUGGUGCCCUAUGUUAUAGUGCACGCUCUGGACGAGUACGACACCAAUUGUUGGACCAAACCCAUGCUCUAUCCCGAAUUGAUCUACGACAUUUUGCCCAUCACGUGCAUCGUGUUAAACGCCAUGCUACUAUUUAACGUGGUACGAGUGCUGAUGACCAAGCUUCGUUCGUCACCUGACCAUUUCAGGGCCGGUCUCAGGGCCUCACUGAUACUGUUACCCGUGUUUGGCAUACAGUAUACAUUUUACAUCGUUGAUUUUGAUCCAUUUGACUCGUGCACUACCGGCGUGUUUGUCGCCAAAUAUUGCCAGAUUGUGAUAGAGGCCAUACAGGGAGCCAUUGUUACCACGAUAUUCUGUUUUCUUAAUGGCGAGGUACACAUACAUGUAAGAAGGACCAUGAACAAAUUGGUACCCAAGAGCAGUAUUAUGCUUACGGAGCAACAGGAACUGGAAAAGACCACUUCUCUAUGGGUGUAUAUAGGCAAAGCCUACUUUUGGCUGUUAAUGAUAUAA
Medioppia subpectinata is the source of this 1698-nucleotide messenger RNA. NCBI's taxonomy places the organism in Eukaryota, Metazoa, Arthropoda, Arachnida, Sarcoptiformes, Oppiidae. The record is from the annotation of a GenBank genome assembly.